GACAAAAAUGUGAAAUAGAAACAGCGAUAAAUACCAAUGAGAAAACUCCGAGCUUCUCUUCUUCUUGCCUGAUCUAACCAUUUCAACUCCAUCGCGGGAAUCUCUGAGCUCUCUCUCUCUCUCUCUCUAUCUAUCUCUUUCUUCUAGACAUAGCCACCGGAAACAAUGGCGUCGUCGACGGCUAAGAUUACGUUUCGUGUUAUCAUGGUGGUGAUCCUCCUCCUCGUCUUGUUCUAUGUCGGUCGUCCUCUGUACUGGAAGAUUUCCGCUACUGUACAUGAUAUUCGUCAGAACAAACAGACCGUCAAAGAAGGCCUCUCUCAGAUCGUUCUGGAAGCUCAGAAAUCGGUGGGAUGGUACCAUGAUGAGUCGGACUCGGGCGUUCAUGAUGGAAAUGAUGGAAAGAAAGCCGGAUCGGGUGCUAUUCGGAGGCUGCUUCAUCAGUUUAAGACUGAAUGUUUGGUAAAGGUGGAAAUGCGUACAUAGGAUGAUGAACUAAAGAUGACAAUGGCCUUUUGUAAUGGUUUUUGUUACUGUGAGUCCGUGACGGGCUAAUUGGGCAUUCUGGUGCUGAAGGAGCGAUUUGAAACAAAAUCAACUAAUUGAAGUAUAAUGGAGAAGGCUUCAAUAAAAAGAUUGUACAAAAUAAUGAUGGAUGCCUCUGAACCUUUCUAGAUAGAUCCAAGACUUGGUGGAGCUGUAGUUAACCAUAAAAACCCAUAAUGCCCUGCUGUUUAAUCAUGUUUCCUUGUGCUUUUUAUUCAUAAGCUCAAAUGCAGCAACCAUGACAAAUCUUACUUGGCAGUGUGCCCUUCACUUGUGGCAACUCCCAAGUCCUAAUGGUGAAAUUAGUAGUUGCCUUUGUAUACCUAUCUCAUCUCGUCCUCAUAAACAUGAGAAGGGAGAUGAGAAAGGAAUUCCUGCAGAAUGUUUACACAUAGAUAUGAUAAUCAUGUCUGCAUAUGUGACAGUCUGAUGUAACGUGGUUUUCUGUAGGAACAUACACGCUAAAAUUGAUUU
Cucumis sativus (cucumber) is the source of this 1020-nucleotide messenger RNA. RefSeq lists its product as uncharacterized. Lineage: Eukaryota; Viridiplantae; Streptophyta; Magnoliopsida; Cucurbitales; Cucurbitaceae. The record is from RefSeq and is a predicted model, not a curated record. The transcript is spliced from 3 exons. Bases 166 to 486 code for a protein of 106 amino acids.